AUGGCAUACACAAAAGAUUACUACCGCAUCCUAGGUCUCAUCGGGGGCACAUCUUCUCCCCCUUCAUCCUCUUCUGGAUCCUCUUCCACAAAUAUCAGCACAGAAGAGGUCCGGCGCGCCUACAAGCUUGCCUUGUUGAACGCGCACCCAGAUAAGAGGGGGGCUGCGGGUGAGCACAGAGAGGAUAAGAGGGAGAGUGGUAGGCAGAAUGGGAUGGGGCAUGGUUGUGAUCCUGGCCUUAUAACCCAAACAAGCCAAAGCCAAACCACAACACGCCACACAAUCGACGAAAUCAAAGAAGCCUACGCGCACCUCGCUGACGCGCAGAAGAAGGCGGAAUAUGAUCGCUGGUGGACUGUUCAGGCCCGUUGGGGCGGCGGUGCUGCUGGUGCUACUACUACUACUUCUGGAGCUGGUGCUGGUGUAGACGCAACAGCAACAAACGCAUUCAAUACCGACUUCAUCCUUGGUCUUGAAAUCCUCGAUCUCGCAGACUUCGAGGCUAGACCGCGGGCCCGCUGUGAGCCGGCAGAGCAACAUGGGCUCGCAGGAGCAAGAGACGACAACCCUGACCCCAACAAUGUACCGCGACACUGCCAAACCGGUCACAAUGAUACACAAGCUGCGGGAAAAGAUGGCCAUGAUGAUGUUGGUGAUGCUGAUUACCACGACAACGACAACGAACAAGCCCAAACAGAAUGGACACGGAGUUGCAGAUGCGGCGCCCAGCCCGGCUUCGCCAUCUCAGAACACGAGUUGGAAGCUGCGGAGCGCAGGGGCGAGAGGGAGGUGCUGGUUGGCUGUGGGGGGUGUAGUUUGUGGGUGAGGGUGGGGUUUGAUGUCGAGGACGAUUGA
Messenger RNA from Plenodomus lingam JN3, 855 nucleotides. RefSeq lists its product as uncharacterized. NCBI's taxonomy places the organism in Eukaryota, Fungi, Ascomycota, Dothideomycetes, Pleosporales, Leptosphaeriaceae. The record is from RefSeq and is a predicted model, not a curated record.